GCAGCCGCCGCGGUGGGAAGCGGGCUGAGGACGGUCGGGGGCCCGGAGACCAGCUCGCGGAGAACCUCAGACCGGGAGAGGCCGGGCUCGGCGGGCACCUGUCCAGGCGCGCGGGCUUCAGCGGCCGCGAUGCUGCCAGCAGCGCCGGGCCGGGCGGGCGGGAGUCGGGAAUGGCCCGCAGGCGGCCCAGCGCCCCGAGAAAAUGCAAAAGACAUCAUCAUGAUAUAUGAAGAAGAUGCUGAAGAAUGGGCUCUGUACUUGAGAGAAGUUUUUUCACAUGUUGUGAAAAGGGAAGCAAUCCUGUUAUAUCGCUUGGAGAAUUAUUCUCUUCGGGAUUUGGAAUUGCUAAAUUUAAACUCUUACAAGUGUAAACUUUUGAUAUUAUCAAAUAGCCUGCUUCAAAACCUAUCUUCAAAGAAAUGUCAGUUUCUAGAAAACAUACUGCAUUCGCCAGAAAGUGUGGUUACUCUGCUGUGUGGGAUGAAGAGUUCAGAUCAUCUUUACAAAUUAUUAAAUAUCUCCGGAGGCGGAUGGGAGAUCUCAACUGAGCAGGAGCCUGAAGACUACAUCUCUGUAAUCAAGAGUAUCGUAUUCAGAGGUUCUGAGGACUACCUUGAGGUCAUUAUUCCAACAGACCUAAGAGUGGAACAUUCUGGGCAAAUAAGUGAGAGAAAGGAAAUUGAAGAAUUAUCAGAAGCUUCCAGAAGCACCAUAUCACAGGCAGUGGUGCUUCCUGCUGAGAUUCCAUGUGAGAAUCCUGGUGAAAUAUUUAUUAUUUUGAGAGAUGAAGUAAUUGGUGAUUCUGUGGAGGUUGAAUUUACGUCAAAUAGUAAAUGCAUUAGAACACGGCCAGCUCUCUGGAAUAAGACAGUCUGGUGUAUGAAAGCUUUAGAUUUUCCUGCUGGCUCUGUCAAUGUCAGUGUCUACUGUGAUGGAAUCAUUAAGGCCACAGCAGAGAUUACAUACUAUUCAACCCCAAAGGCUAUGAAAUGCCUAUUGGGAGCGGCAGGUCCAGGAGAUGGUGUGUACCAGAAUGACAUUGACGAACUUGAUCAUAUUCUCACAUCAACAUUCAAACAGGAGAUACCAUAUUAUGAGUUCCGAUCACUCCAAACUGAAAUCUACCCUCAAAAAGGAUAUUCUUAUUUCAAAGAACUUCCAACUCUUCUCCACUGUGCAGCAAAAUUUGGCUUAAAGAACUUGGCUAUUCAUUUGCUUCAAUGUUCAGGAGCAACUUGGGCAUCUAAGAUAAAAAAUUUGGAGGGUUCAGAUCCAGCACAUAUUGCUGAAAGGCAUGGUCACAAAGAACUCAAGAAAAUCUUGGAAGACUUUUCAAUCCAAGAAGUUAGCAGAAAUAAUGAGGAAGAAAAUGACUAUGAAGAGGAUAUUACCUCAUUUUCUACAUGUUCUCCUACAGCCAUACAGAACCCAGCUCUCCAUUAUGAAAGCUGGCGGCCGUACAGGCAGAGGGCCGAAGGAGCAGAGGUGAAUGAAACGGCAGAGGGAGAAAAAGAGCGUGAAUCAGGCGCGGAGGCCAAGCACCGCCCACCAGAGGUCGACAGUGGGAGUGAGAACCAGUAUGAUGACUUGUACACGUUCAUUCCUGGAGACAACCCAGAAAAUAAUUCCCGAGAGCCCCUCGUGAGCAGCAGACCACCUCUCCCUCCACCGCGACCUGUAACAGCUGCCUUCCAACUGGAAAAACCUCACUUCACAUUACAAGCAGGGAAAACGUUGGAACGCCAAAUGGAAAGAAGCCAAAGUUGGUGUGAUUCCAGUGCAAGACAUGAAACAGGAGGUGAACCCAGAGGAGAGGAAGAACAGAAAGAAGAUGAAAAAGAUCAGGAAGAGGAGGAAGACCCGUACACUUUUGCUGAGAUUGAUGACAAUGAAUAUGACACGAUACUGGCCAAGAGGAGUACAAAGAAAAAGCUUGGAAGUCGGUCAUUCAUUAUGAACAGACCUCCUGCUCCCACACCACGACCCACAAACAUCCCUCCAAAAGAGGAAACUACACCUUAUAUAGCGCAAGUGUUUCAACAAAAGACUGCCAGAAGACAAUCUGAUGGUGACAAGUUCCAUGGUCCUAAGAAACAAGACAGAUCUCGGAUGGAGAGUCAAGCCUUUUCCACCAUAAGGGACUGCCUUGCUGCUGGGCAGGAGGAACUCAUCCUCCUGCAAGAGAAAGUCAAGAAUGGGAAACUCUCUGUGGACGAAGCCCUGGAGAAAUUUAAAUACUGGCAGAUGGGAAAGACUGGCCUGGAAAUAAUUCAGCAGGAAAAACUACGCCAACUACGAGAUUGCAUUAUUGGGAAAAGGCCAGAAGAAGAAAAUGUCUAUAAUAAGCUCACCAUUGUGCACCAUCCAAAUGGUAAUGAAAAUGCCCACAAUGAAAAUGUGUCAUAUAACAUACCCUUUGGCAAUAAGCUUCCUGCUCGACUCCAAGUUGAAAAGGAAUUUGGUUUCUGUUGCAGGAAAGAUCACUAAAGAAGGUUAUUAUAAUAAAACUCAAGAAUCUGCAGACACUUCUGGGUGAAGCAAGCUUGCAUUUGGAUUGCCUGCUGUCUUCAGGACAAAUCUAUACUAUGAAAGCAGAAGCAAGCUUUUGAAUUUCAGAAUUUGUUAUUGACACAAUUUAUUGGCAUUAUACCUGCUUCAGAUGAGUAUAUCAACAUUAAAAUUGAAUGUGUAGAGCAAUUGCAUUCUUUGAAACUUCUUGCGUUUUACAAUGCAUUUUGCCACUGAAGCAGCUAUUUCCCAUUUUUAAAAUUAAAGAAAAACAAGAGCAGAGAAGUUAAAUGCUCUGUAGCAAAGUUACUGGGCCUGUUUAAUGGGCUAACCUUAAUCGUUUACUCCCCGCUACACUUAGAAUAAGCAUAAAAAAUACAAAUUUGUUUUGUACAUAUUUGCUUUUCCAGUGGAUGGUCUAUUUUCUGAAUUUCUCACAUACAAAGCUCUAAUUAUUAUUGUCACAUCAUGUUUGCA
Messenger RNA from Balaenoptera ricei (Rice's whale), 2985 nucleotides. RefSeq names its product B cell scaffold protein with ankyrin repeats 1 (gene BANK1). The record is from RefSeq and is a predicted model, not a curated record. Gene Ontology annotation, molecular function: protein tyrosine kinase binding; signaling receptor binding. NCBI's taxonomy places the organism in Eukaryota, Metazoa, Chordata, Mammalia, Artiodactyla, Balaenopteridae. The transcript has 17 exons. Bases 130 to 2487 code for a protein of 785 amino acids. Gene Ontology annotation, biological process: negative regulation of B cell activation; negative regulation of phosphatidylinositol 3-kinase/protein kinase B signal transduction; B cell activation.